Messenger RNA from Heterobasidion irregulare TC 32-1, 1275 nucleotides. RefSeq lists its product as uncharacterized. NCBI's taxonomy places the organism in Eukaryota, Fungi, Basidiomycota, Agaricomycetes, Russulales, Bondarzewiaceae. The annotation marks the transcript as partial. The record is from RefSeq and is a predicted model, not a curated record. The transcript has 7 exons. Gene Ontology annotation, molecular function: protein serine/threonine kinase activity.
AGGCCGCUGUCAACAGAGGGCUCGAUCAUCCCGGGCGAGACGGAGGAAGAUGGGCUGCUGCGCCGCGAGUACGUGCUCGUGGGCGACACGCGCGCGACGCUCGACUCGCCCGCGGCGAGCCCGAGCACAGCGACGUUCCCCCCGCCGCCGCACGCGUCGCCGCCCCUCGGGCUGAACAUCCCCGCGCUGCCGGCAUCGCCCACAGCGUCGACGCCGAGCCCGGGAUCCGCGGGGCGCGCGCUCGCGCGGGCGCUGUCGCUUGCGUCAAAGAAGCUGUUCGGGGCGGCGCCCGCGUCGACGCAGCAGCAGCAGCAUCAGCGGCAGCAGCGGCCGGAGCAGCAGAUGGGACACGCGUCGAGCUCAGAUGGGGAGGACGGGGAGGAGAGGGAUCCGAUGGAGGACGAGCUGCUGGCGGGACUGGAGCAGCUGGCGCAGAAGACGGAUGUGAUCACGCGGUGGGCGGACGAGAUGUACGAGUUUGUGAAGGCGGUGCCGCAGAAGCCGCUGCCGGACCCGAGCAAGUUCGUGCCGCGCGCGGGCGAGCCGGAGAAGCUCGCGCAGCGGCGGCGGCACGCGGAUUUCCAGGCGGAGUACAACGCAGUGACGUGCGUCGCGAUUUACAUGCUCGUCAUGGCGUUCUCGCAGAAGGGCAUCGAGGAGCUGCGGCGGUACCAGGAGCACAUGGAGAUGCGCCACCCGGAGGAGGACUUUGUGGUCAGCGAGGGCUUUGACGACGGUGCGUUCUGCGUUCUGCAUGUUUCGUUGACGUGGUUCAAGGACCACUUCCUCAAGUGUAACGAUCGCGUCGCGCUGGUCAAGACCUGGCUGCCCGCGCAGUACGCAGGGCCGAGCACGUACGUAGACGAGCUAGUGUACAAUCGCGCCCUGACACUCAGCCGGACGGCGGCGCGCAAGGAGCUGCUAGACCAGCACAAGACGCCCGACGAGUGCGAGAAGCUGUACGAGGAGUCGCUGUGGUGCCUGUAUGCGUUGCAGGACGACCUGCUGCAGAGGGACAACCCGUUCAUGGACGAAGACCGCGAGACGAUCUCCACCUGGAUCAAGCGAACGAAGCUUCGCCUCGUGCGGUGUCGCGUGCGAAUGAACAUGACGGACCGCGAGCGCAUGCGCGACGCGCGCGCGGACAAGAACCUGGACGACGUGCCGCGCAUCCCGGCGCCCUGGGACGCGGAGGCGAUGCAGAAGUUCCACAGGCCCGACUCGAAUAAUGCUAAUGCCGAUGCUAAUGGCCAUGCCGAUACCUUAUCACGAUGA